Molecule: messenger RNA, 423 nt
Organism: Punica granatum (pomegranate)
Lineage: Eukaryota; Viridiplantae; Streptophyta; Magnoliopsida; Myrtales; Lythraceae
Source: RefSeq, a predicted model, not a curated record
AUGGGAGAGGCUGCAUGCAAGAUCGACGUGAUUCUUGGCCAUAUUAUCGAAGAUCACGAGGCCAAGCACGAAAGUGCCAUCGAUGAUGAGAAUAAGACACGAGCAAGGGAAGAUUUAGUCGAUGUUUUCUUAAACCUGCAGAAGACCAGCGACCUCAAGUUUGUCGUCACAAUGGAUGUCAUGAAAAAUGUUAUCAUCGAAAUCUUCUUGGCGGGAACAGACUCAUCCUCCACGACAAUCGACUGGGCAAUGUCGGAGAUACUGCAAAACCCAAGGGUGAUGCAGAAGGCCCAACAAGAGGAAAUUGGUGACGGCACGAAAUCGCCCCAAGAACUUGACAUUGAGGAGGCUUAUGGGAUCACUACACGGAGGAAGAACCCUCUGACCGUGAUUGCGAAAACCCGCAUUAAGUUCUCCGACUAA